Molecule: messenger RNA, 1558 nt
Organism: Mycetomoellerius zeteki
Lineage: Eukaryota; Metazoa; Arthropoda; Insecta; Hymenoptera; Formicidae
Gene: Elp4
Product: Elongator complex protein 4
Exons: 5
Coding region: 446-1558 (370 amino acids)
Biological process (GO): tRNA wobble uridine modification
Cellular component (GO): cytoplasm; transcription elongation factor complex; elongator holoenzyme complex
Source: RefSeq, a predicted model, not a curated record
AUCAUGGUGGGCAGAAUCGCAAGAAUCGCGUCGAGAACGGCUCCGAAAGAUUCCUGCUCCGUUAUCAAGAACGGAAUGUAUAUACACACGUUAUAAGAAACUCGAAGAAACUCGCGAGCUUUUUCAAACUAUUUUCCAUACUUAUAAUUUGCGACUCGUGAGUGCUACAGGUGUUACACCGAGGAAAGAAAGCUAAAAGCACGAGCCGGCAUGCGACAAGUUGCGUCUCGAACGUUUGUCCGGUGUGAAGUACGACUUGAUUGAAACUACCAGGCGUAAUCGUUUUUAGGAAAGAUUGAUCCUUUCAACGUCGUAAAGAGAGAAGCACAAACCUCGGUCGAUCAAGGAUCUUCAAAGCUUGUCAGAAUCUUGUGCACGUGGCAAACGUGACAAGCUCUAAUUACGCCAUUACGAUAUCCACUGGAUGGCUUAAGAAGGAAAAGCAAUGACUUCAAGUGGAACAAGAUUUAAAACCAGACUUCCAAUAAUACCAGGCACGAGACCUUCGUUACGAAAUUCACAGUUGCUUAUUUCAACAGGAAUACCUUCUUUAGAUAGUACAAUAGGCGGAGGUUUACCUAUUGGCUCGAUAUUUUUAAUUCAGGAAGACAAGUAUGGUUUUUACGCCAAAACUGUAUUGAAAUACUUUAUGGCAGAGGGAAUAGUUGUGUCUCAAUCUGUACUAAUUGCGUCUCAAGAUGUCCAAUCUUCUAAGUUUGUAUCGGGAUUGCCCGCAGUUAUAAAUAAUUCAGAGGAACAUACAAAAACUACAAAUAAUGAAGAGGAGCCAAUGAAAAUAGCUUGGCGAUAUCAAAAUAUGAAAAUAGUAGAUUCAACUCCUACGGGAGGUCAAACAUUUGGUCAUUAUUAUGAUCUCACAAAGCAGAUGCAAAAGGAUUUCUUAGAUCAUGCUGAUAUAAAACAAUGGGAAUUUAAUGAAGAAAUGACACUAGAUGAAAAUAGUACAUUUAAGAAUGCUGCAUAUACUGACUUAUUAUGUACUGUAGAAAAAACUUUACGCGAUGGACAAUAUUUUCUCUCUAAAACAGAACAGAAAACAAAGAAAAUUUUAAGAAUCGCAAUUCAUUCUUUAGGAUCAAGAUUAUGGCUUAGUGACACAGAAAAAUAUUCUGAUUGUGAUCUAUUAAAAUUCCUAUAUUGCUUCAGAGCACUUUUAAGGAAUUCCUACGCAGUCGGCGUAGUAACAGUACCAGUUAAUAAUUUCAAUAGCAAUUUCGUUAUCGAAAGAAUUGAGCAUUUAUCGGAUAUAGCAAUUGGAUUGGAAUCGUUUGCAGGAUCUGCAAAAGCGCUUAAUCCAUUGUAUAAAGAGUAUCAUGGUCUGUUGCACAUUAAGAAAUUGUGUGCAUUAAAUGGUUUGUCACACGGCAGUUCACAACACAGAGAUCUAGCAUUUAAAUUACGCCGUAAAAAGUUUCUUAUAGAAGUUUUACAUUUGCCACCCGAGUUCGAAGAUACAUCUCAACGAGAGCAAGAUGACACAGUAGCACCCGGCAUUGGAUGCGCGAGUGGAUCUCAUAAAAGUGCACUUGAUUUUUAG